AUGUGGUAUAAUUUACUUAAAUCAACAAAAAUACAAAUAGACUCUUUGGUUGAAAAUAAAAAAUCUAAAUUAAAACGAAAGUUUGACGUGUUAGUUUCCAAAAAGCCAAAUAUUCAAAAGAAAUUUCACACACCUUUAAACGUAGACGAUGCCGUAAUUAAUUUAUCAAGUGUUCAACUAUCCACAGAUGAACUUGACCUGUUGAAUAAAGGCCUUAAUUAUGGAAUUAAACCUAAAAAACAACCAGUGAAAGAUGUGAUAAUUGACAUUGAAACUAUAUUGAAAUUUAAACAAAUUACAGUUAAAAACGAAAUUCGAGAACGUACCAAGUUUUGUGUUGAAAACAGAAAUCAUCAUCUUUCCAACUCUAACCACAUUGAUGAAAAUAAAAUUGUAUCAUCUUUGAAUGAAAAAGAAUGCUAUGUCAUGAAAUCAGACAAAGGCAACAAAAUUGUGGUGAUGGAUAAGAACGAAUACGAUCGACGUUGUUGGAAGUUGAUAACUGAUAGCGGAUACGAUGAAAUCAAAAGAUCCCCUCUUAACAAAAUGGUCACAGCUGCUAAUGAAGUAAGAAAGGAGAUCAGUAAUGUUUUUGGUGAACAGUUUAAAUGGAAACUUCUGAUUUCAAAUCCUGAUGUACCGAGACUCUACUGCUUACCAAAGGUUCAUAAACCUGGGGAUUCAAUGAGGCCUAUUGUAGCACUUUUAAGUGCACCGUGUACAAACAUCUCACGAUGGUUGGUCCAAGAAAUGAAACAGUACCUACCUUGUGAAAGCCUAUCGGUUAAAAAUUCGAUCGAAUUUGCAGAAAGAGUUAAGAACAUAGAAUUAGCCAACGAUGAAAUUUUGGCUUCUUUCGAUGUUUCUUCACUUUUUCCUUCAAUACCAGUUCCAAAAGCAAUAGAGAUUUUCAAAAAUAAUCUCAUGAAGCAGAACAUUCCAAUUGAAAAAGUAAAUGUUUAUGUACGAGCAGCUGAAAUGUGCAUGAAUACGAAUUACUUUCAAUUUAGGGGGCGAUUUUUCAAAAUCAACUUUGGAACGAGUAUGGGCAACCCGCUUUCACCAUUAAUUGCGGAAACAUUCAUGGCUGAUUUUGAAAUGCAAUUAAAAAGGAAAGGCCAUCUUCCACAAACCUGGUUUCGCUACGUUGAUGACAUCUUUACAAUCGUCAAAAAGAAUAAGGUAAAUGAUUUGUUAUCAAUAUUGAAUACCCAACACAACAGCAUCUAA
Molecule: messenger RNA, 1230 nt
Organism: Episyrphus balteatus (marmalade hoverfly)
Lineage: Eukaryota; Metazoa; Arthropoda; Insecta; Diptera; Syrphidae
Exons: 1
Coding region: 1-1230 (409 amino acids)
Source: RefSeq, a predicted model, not a curated record